AUGAGAGAGGAAAUGUCAUUAGGACGCCAGGAGGCCUUUGAAAUCUUCAAGAGGGACCACGCUGACAGCGUGACCAUCGAAGACAACAAACAGAUUCUGAAGCAGAGAUUUUCUGAAGCAAAGUCCCUGGGAGAAAAUAUAAAUGAAGCAAGAAGUAAAAUCGGUCACCUGAAGGAAGCAAUCACCCAGCGGCAUCUGCAGCAAGCAGCUCUAGGUGUCACAGAGAACAUGCCCGCGCCCGCGGUGCCAGACCUGCACGAAGAGAAGCUGCGAUCACAGCUGGAGGAGGAAAAGAGAAGGUAUAAAACCAUGUUCACGCGCCUAAAGGCCCUGAAGGUGGAGAUCGAGCACCUGCAGCUGCUCAUGGACAGAGCCAAGGUGAAGCUGCAGAAGGAGUUUGAGGCCUGGUGGGCAGCGGAGGCCAGCAGCCUGCAGGUGGACCCUCCGGCAGGGAACUCACCCAGCCACACGCAGCCGCUCCCACCCAGGCCCGGAUCCCAGCACGAGAGGCCCCCACUUCUCUCUAACCAAAGGGCUGUGUAUACCAGGAAAAUCCUGCCCUCGCCUCGCCCCAUCCUGCCCAGCCCAGAGGAGACGGGCACUCGUGCCUCCCUGGACGACAGCAUCCCCGAGAAGCGGGCCUCUUCCGUCCCCCUCACCGGAGACAGCCAGACGGAUUCCGACAUCCUGGCAUUCAUCAAGGCCAGACAGAACGUUCUGCAGAAGAAAUGGAUGGACCCCUCCCGGCAGUACCCGCUGUGGUACAAGAACACAGUGUCCCUGUGGAUCCUCUUCGGGAUGGCGUGGCUGGCCCUGAUCAUCAAACUGAUCCUCUCCCUGAUGGAGACCCGGGGGAGAUCAUAUUCCUGCUACCACCACAGCUCCAAGGGCGACUUCAAGCCCCGAAGCUGGAGGCAGGGCCCAGAGGGAGAGGCAGAGCGCCACUCCCCACGGCCAGGCUGCUACCCGGAGGGGCCUGGGGGAGCCAGGCAGCCUUGGGAACCCUCGACUCAGGUCUCACGCUGUGGAAAGGAGAGCUAG
Messenger RNA from Myotis lucifugus (little brown bat), 1041 nucleotides. Its product is annotated as kinesin-like protein KIF6. The transcript is spliced from 9 exons. The record is from RefSeq and is a predicted model, not a curated record. The coding region runs from base 1 to 1041 and encodes 346 amino acids. NCBI's taxonomy places the organism in Eukaryota, Metazoa, Chordata, Mammalia, Chiroptera, Vespertilionidae.